AUGAUCUUGCUAUUUCAAGGCAACUCUAGCCCCCCUGAUAUUCGUCAACAAAUGGAAUCCUCAUUGUACAAAUAUAAAUUAGAUGAUAAGACUUUACAAAAGACCCAAUUAGAGCAACAUAAAAUGUUUCAAAACUUUCCCACCAUCCCUGCUCCAGCUGUCCCAAGUGCUCCUCCUCCUCUUUUAAUGGGCAUAAAACCAAAGCCCCCUUCGAUUCAAGGACAAGAUGAAUCUGAUGAUGAUUCUUCUGAUGCUCUCUUUGACACUAAAGCCAACAAUACUUUGUCUUUUGAUGACAGUGAUAAGCCCCUAGCACACAUUCAUAUUUAUGAAGAGAGACCAUCCACUCAUUCUCCUUCACGACAAAGGCUUUCUGAUUUACUGGCUUUGCAAUCUUGA
Molecule: messenger RNA, 399 nt
Organism: Rangifer tarandus platyrhynchus (Svalbard reindeer)
Lineage: Eukaryota; Metazoa; Chordata; Mammalia; Artiodactyla; Cervidae
Source: the annotation of a GenBank genome assembly